Messenger RNA from Dermacentor silvarum, 534 nucleotides. RefSeq lists its product as uncharacterized. The coding region runs from base 7 to 534 and encodes 175 amino acids. NCBI's taxonomy places the organism in Eukaryota, Metazoa, Arthropoda, Arachnida, Ixodida, Ixodidae. The record is from RefSeq and is a predicted model, not a curated record. The transcript is spliced from 3 exons.
UGAACAAUGAUCAGCUCUGACGAAGAAGACGAAAUAGUCGGCAUUCUGCUAGCCGCUUCUGUAGCAGCUUUUCAAGAAGAGCAGCGAACAGCUCGAAGGAAGACAGCCCGCCAACGCCGCUGGUGGGUUCGCCCAGCCUUGCAAGAACGAGAGAGAAUGGGCCAUGCCAAUGCGUUGCUACCCCACCUACGUUCGCGCGAUGUGGAAUACUACAGAGACUAUUUGAGGAUGCCCCCGCGCUCCUUCGACACGUUAUUGGAACUUCUGAAGCCAAGGAUACAGAAAAGUGACACAAACUACCGAAAAGCGAUUCCUCCAGAGCACCGGUUAGCGCUAGCUGUCAGGUUCUUGGCUGCAGGAGAGACGCUGCGCUCGUCAUCUUUCAAUUUUCUAUCUGGCCGCUCCACGGCUUUCGUGAUUGUCGCCGAAGUAUGCCAGGCCAUUUGGGACGUCCUCGGGCCGAUUUACGUCGCACGACCGUCAACUCCAGGCGAAUGGCUAAAGGUAACCAUGUUUUUAGGGAACAUCGUUUAA